AUGGUGCGAGUAGAGCUGGAGUGGGAUAUCCCCAUGUCUGUGACGCUGCCCAUCCAGGUGCAGCCCGACCCGGCACACCAGCCGUUCCCCUUCCUGGACACUACACUGGCUGACCUGGGCAUCGAAGAGUCAGAGGUGAAGGAGAGGGUGGUGUGGGUGGACACCAAAAAGACCCAGGUGAAGAACAAGGCAGGGAAGCUGAAGGAGAACGAGAUCACCAUCCUGGAGGUGCGAGUGAAAGCUCAGAAGCCUGGAGAAAAGCAGCUCCAGGAGGUCCUGUACAGCACUGAAGCCCAUACUGACCGCUCCUUCUGUCGCACAGGGAUGGAUAUUCUACCCUGGAAAAGCAGAUGUUCAGGGGAGAACGGACUGGAACCAGUACAGAUGACUAUGGCACUGGAUCUGGAGAACCAACAGCCUAACGCCACCGAAGCCCAGGAGCAACGGGAGAUCUGA
Messenger RNA from Scomber japonicus (chub mackerel), 456 nucleotides. RefSeq lists its product as uncharacterized. NCBI's taxonomy places the organism in Eukaryota, Metazoa, Chordata, Actinopteri, Scombriformes, Scombridae. The record is from RefSeq and is a predicted model, not a curated record. Bases 1 to 456 code for a protein of 151 amino acids. The transcript has 4 exons.